UAGGGUCGACUAUCGCCGGUUCUUUCUAACGGCGUGGCCAUUGGACACUCACGCUGUGCGUCCCUCUUUGACUCGUGUCCUCCUGCCCUAAGGCUGUUGCUUGACUACAAGACGACACGAGUGCCAGCACGAUGACGACGGAAGGAAGCGACGCCUCCUCUGUGGAAUCCCAUGGACACUCUUUCAGAUCCUCUGAGGCACCCCGUUUCUCGUCUAUUGUACGGGCAGACGAUGAACAGUCUCCGGACAUGGCUCGUCCAGCCAGGUCCGCUGAGAGAACAAGGCCGAAUUAUGGAUCCAUUGGACCUUCAAGUUCAAGUAUUCAAGAAUCUUGUACGGAUCGAGACCCGCAAGAUGCCUUCCAGUCCUCUUCUGGCCGUGGUCAGCCGUCGCAAUCGCCCUCCAUAGCGCCGAUGCAGGCGGAUAGAGCGCGGAAGCCUGCCGUGUUGCGUCGGAUGUCAUCAAAGAAGCCAGGACCCCAUCGAGGGCAGGAAUUCUCGACAGACGACGAUAUCGCGGAGGUCGUACAGGAUACCUCAUUGCCGCAAGCAGCGAUCCCUGAGGCUUCCCCUAGAAUGCGUCCUCUAAGAGAAAGGAGCUCCACCAUUAGGCGCAGAGGGAACGCAACACCCAGCGCGCUGGCACGACAUGAGUCGAGUCGGAACGUCGACACAGAGCCUGGGCCAGAUGAACCUGAUAUAGAUGACUCUGGCGAGCCAUCAUCCUCACGAGGACAAGAGGACGACCAGCGGGAAGAGGGUGAUAGCAGCGAUGCGGAGAGCUUCACAUUAAAAGAUCGCCAGGAUGCGAUCAACGAAACACACCCGUUUGGGAUCAGAUUAUGGAAACCUGCCCUUUACAAAAAGAAUCGGUCCGUCGAUAAGACUGCAGAAGGUGACAUCCAUUCGUCACCCGGAGGUCGCGUGAACAAUCUCUUGUUCUUGGUCAACUUACUAUGGACAUUGUUCUUUGGAUGGUGGCUUGCGAUCGCCGCAUUCAUAGGCGCUAUCGCCUGUUUCCUCUUCGCUUUUGCGCCCAGCGCCGUGGCUUAUGGAAAGGUAUUUUUGGGACUCUCGCGCUACUUAAUCUAUCCUUUUGGAUCGUUUGUACGCCUGGACGCCGACGAGAACUACGCGGAAGAAGAUGAGGGCGAAGGCCGCAGCAUCAGCGAAUACGAACAGUGGCAGAGCGGUGACAUCGAACAUGGCCGGCUGUUCUUUGGCCCCCCUAGCAAUAGAUCCCUUAUUGGCCGUCGUAGGAACAGUAUCGACUCCGCCAUCAGUGAACAUGACAGUCUUCUUGGGCGGCCCAGGAGAGGCGAGCACCGCGAGCGAGCCUAUUCCCAUGCGAAGCGCCGUCUGUUCGGCCGUGGGGAGUGGACGCUUGGUCGUGUUGUGUUUUUCACAUUCUACUACUUCCUCGUCGGCCCGCUAAUGCUUGCUGUCUCUCUCGUGUGCUGGAUGCUUGUCUUCUGGAUUCCUAUGGGACGCGUCAUGCUCAUUCUGUUCGACCAUCUUCGUCGACAUCCUUUGGCUCUGUCGUUCCACUCUGAUACAACAUCCUCAAGGUCGAGUUCGUCAUCUUCGAUUCUCCUCUGCACGUACCGUGCUGCAGGGACCCGGUAUUGGAAAUAUACUGUGGAUGGAACCAAUAUCUUCUUCAUAAAUCUUCUGGGAGUGGUGCUUUUCGUCAUUGUCGAUUACUGGAUUCUGGGCGUAACUCUCGGAAUCGACUCGUGGUUGACUCACCCAGGUCUAAUAUUUACUCUCGCGCUUAUCUCGAUCAUACCUCUUGCAUAUUUCAUCGGUCAGGCCGUGGCAUCUAUCUCAGCCCAGUCGUCCAUGGGUCUGGGUGCGGCUAUUAACGCUUUUUUCUCCACUAUCGUCGAGGUCUACCUAUACUGCGUUGCCCUGAGUGAAGGUAAAGCCCAGCUUGUCGAAGGUAGCAUUAUAGGUAGUAUUUUCGCGGGUAUCUUGUUUCUCCCAGGAUUAUCUAUGUGUUUUGGAGCUAUUAAACGCAAGACCCAAAGGUUCAAUGUUAAGUCGGCUGGUGUUACCUCGACCAUGCUGCUAUUUGCGGUCAUUGCCGCAUUUGGGCCCACACUGUUCUACCAAAUUUAUGGUAGUCACGAGCUCAAUUGUCGAUCAUGCGUGAAUCCAGGUCGCAGGGAAAGAGACUGCCGUCGUUGUUACUUUUCUCAGGUCCCGGCCGUCAACGAUAAAUUCUUUAUCAAGGCCGUCCAGCCCUAUUCGUGGUUUUCGGCAGUAUUUCUCUUCUUGUCAUACGUUAUCGGUCUUUGGUUUACUCUCAGGACUCAUGCCGCCCUCAUCUGGGCCACGGAAAAUGACGAAAAGAAGGCGGCAAACUCUGCCAUGGAGUCGUCACUAUACGAUGGCCGAAUUCACGAGCUCGCCAAUGGACCCCACCCGACAAGCAGCAGCAGCAGCAAUCUGCAUAAGAAUUCCAUCCGAGAUUCGCAGUUGUAUAAGCGCAUUCUGGGCCAAUCCUUGAGACAGGUUGGUCUAUCAGACGGCAACCUGGAGGGUAGCUGGACACACAGUGAUACCACCACUAUGCCCGAGAAUCUCACCCCGCAUGUCGUACCUCCCAGGGGCGGUGAUGAUGACGACUUCCAUUCCGGACUGAACCUCCGUGGCCUCUCUGAUGAAGAAAACGAGCGUCUCGCGCGUCAAGUAGCCGAAGUAGCUGCAACUGCUGCAGCGGUCGCGGCCCGUGAUGCCACCCGGUCUCGAAAGCCAUCCUUUGUGCCGCAUGGCGGAGGGCGUCAAGGGCCUCGACAUGCUCCUGAGCGUCCAACAACCGGUCCUGAGGAGCAUGAAGACAUGGGUAUCGCCCUUGACCAUGGUCAGUCCAGUGGUGGGCACGAUGCUCCAAACUGGAGCAAAGCCAAGAGUUCCAUUAUUCUCUUGGUCGCCACAUUCAUGUACGCUGUCAUAGCUGAGAUGCUUGUCCGUACUGUGGACGUGGUCUUGCAGAGCAUAGAUAUCGACGAGAAAUUCCUUGGUAUCACCUUGUUCGCGCUAGUGCCGAACACUACUGAGUUUCUGAACGCUAUUUCUUUUGCAAUGAAUGGGAACAUUGCCUUGUCCAUGGAGAUAGGCUCUGCCUAUGCUCUGCAAGUGUGCCUCUUACAGAUUCCAGCGCUCGUCCUCUUCAGUGCUGUCCAUUCGCGAUUCAUCGAGCCGUCGGAGCUCCUGAGCCAUUCAUUCAAUCUGAUCUUCCCGCAGUGGGACAUGGUUACAGUUAUCCUCUGUGUCUUUCUACUCUCGUACGUAUACGGAGAGGGCAAGAGCAACUACUUCAAGGGCUCCAUUCUCGUUCUUACUUAUCUCACCGUUGUGAUCGGCUUCUAUCUAUCUGGGUACAACACCAUGGAGACGAUGGAAGUUGAUCAAUUCAACACCUUGGCUGUGGACCAGGGCUAUUGCGAGACAUUUCGCACUCUAGGAAGGGGUUCUAGCGGCCCUGCCUACUGAUCUGUCUGAACCCAGCUCAAAGAGAGAGAAAAAAAUAAGUACAAAAAAAACAAAGGGACACUAUUUAUCGAGACCCGCCCCAUAAAGCAAAAAGA
This is a messenger RNA of Paecilomyces variotii, 3592 nucleotides long. Its product is annotated as calcium/ hydrogen exchanger. The transcript is spliced from 5 exons. The record is from RefSeq and is a predicted model, not a curated record. The coding region runs from base 132 to 3497 and encodes 1121 amino acids. Gene Ontology annotation, cellular component: membrane; endomembrane system. Gene Ontology annotation, biological process: intracellular calcium ion homeostasis; calcium ion transmembrane transport. NCBI's taxonomy places the organism in Eukaryota, Fungi, Ascomycota, Eurotiomycetes, Eurotiales, Thermoascaceae. Gene Ontology annotation, molecular function: calcium:proton antiporter activity.